AUGAAGUCCAUCCUAGAUGGCCUCGCAGACACCACGUUCCGCACCAUCACCACAGACCUCCUCUACGUGGGCUCGAAUGACAUUCAGUACGAAGACAUCAAAGGUGACAUGGCGUCCAAGUUAGGCUACUUCCCACAGAAAUUUCCAUUAACUUCCUUUCGUGGAAGUCCCUUCCAAGAAAAGAUGACUGCGGGAGACAAUGCCCAGCUGGUCCCGGGAGAUCCAUUGAAUAUGACCGAGUUUUACAACAAGUCUCUCUCAUCCUACAAGGAGAACGAGGAGAACAUCCAGUGUGGGGAGAACUUCAUGGACAUGGAAUGCUUCAUGAUCCUGAACCCCAGCCAGCAGCUGGCCAUUGCCGUGCUGUCCCUCACGCUGGGCACCUUCACGGUUCUGGAGAACCUGUUGGUGCUCUGUGUCAUCCUGCACUCCCGCAGCCUCCGCUGCCGGCCCUCCUACCACUUCAUCGGCAGCCUGGCAGUGGCAGAUCUCCUGGGGAGCGUCAUUUUUGUCUACAGCUUCGUCGACUUCCAUGUGUUCCACCGCAAAGACAGCCCCAACGUGUUUCUGUUCAAACUGGGUGGGGUCACGGCUUCCUUCACUGCCUCGGUGGGCAGCCUGUUCCUCACGGCCAUUGACAGGUACAUAUCGAUUCACAGGCCCCUGGCCUAUAAGAGGAUCGUCACCAGGCCCAAGGCUGUGGUGGCCUUUUGCCUGAUGUGGACCAUAGCAAUUGUGAUCGCUGUGCUGCCUCUCCUGGGAUGGAACUGCAAGAAACUGCAGUCCGUUUGCUCAGACAUUUUCCCGCUCAUUGACGAAACCUACCUGAUGUUCUGGAUCGGGGUGACCAGUGUGCUGCUGCUGUUCAUCGUGUAUGCAUACAUGUACAUUCUCUGGAAGGCUCACAGCCAUGCGGUCCGCAUGAUUCAGCGCGGCACCCAGAAAAGCAUCAUCAUCCACACAUCAGAGGAUGGCAAGGUGCAGGUGACCCGGCCAGACCAAGCCCGCAUGGACAUUAGGCUGGCCAAGACCCUGGUCCUGAUCCUGGUGGUGUUGAUCAUCUGCUGGGGCCCUCUGCUUGCGAUCAUGGUGUAUGAUGUCUUUGGGAAGAUGAACAAACUCAUUAAGACGGUGUUUGCGUUCUGUAGUAUGCUCUGCCUGCUGAACUCCACCGUGAACCCCAUCAUCUAUGCUCUGAGGAGCAAAGACCUGAGGCAUGCUUUCCGGAGCAUGUUCCCCUCGUGUGAAGGCACCGCCCAGCCUCUGGAUAACAGCAUGGGGGACUCGGACUGCCUGCACAAGCACGCAAACAACGCUGCCAGUGUUCACAGGGCUGCAGAGAGCUGCAUCAAGAGCACCGUCAAGAUUGCCAAGGUGACCAUGUCUGUAUCCACAGACACGUCUGCCGAGGCUCUGUGA
Lepus europaeus (European hare) is the source of this 1419-nucleotide messenger RNA. It is a transcript of the gene CNR1, whose product is annotated as cannabinoid receptor 1. Gene Ontology annotation, molecular function: cannabinoid receptor activity. Bases 1 to 1419 code for a protein of 472 amino acids. The record is from RefSeq and is a predicted model, not a curated record. Gene Ontology annotation, biological process: G protein-coupled receptor signaling pathway. Gene Ontology annotation, cellular component: membrane. The transcript has a single exon. Lineage: Eukaryota; Metazoa; Chordata; Mammalia; Lagomorpha; Leporidae.